Messenger RNA from Jaculus jaculus (lesser Egyptian jerboa), 1780 nucleotides. It is a transcript of the gene Rbpms2, whose product is annotated as RNA binding protein, mRNA processing factor 2. The record is from RefSeq and is a predicted model, not a curated record. The transcript is spliced from 8 exons. The coding region runs from base 33 to 662 and encodes 209 amino acids. Lineage: Eukaryota; Metazoa; Chordata; Mammalia; Rodentia; Dipodidae. Gene Ontology annotation, cellular component: cytoplasm. Gene Ontology annotation, molecular function: mRNA binding; protein homodimerization activity. Gene Ontology annotation, biological process: negative regulation of smooth muscle cell differentiation.
GUUCGAGCUCGUCCUCCUGACCCCCGUUCACCAUGAGCAGCAACCUGAAGCCGGACGGCGAGCUCUGCACCGGCACGGGCUCCGGCGGCGGCGUUGGCGGCGGCGCCCUGGACGAGGAGGUCCGGACACUGUUCGUCAGUGGUCUCCCUGUGGACAUUAAGCCCAGAGAACUCUACUUGCUUUUCCGGCCGUUCAAGGGCUACGAAGGGUCCCUGAUCAAGCUCACCUCGAGACAGCCCGUUGGUUUUGUGAUCUUUGACAGCCGGGCAGGAGCAGAAGCAGCCAAAAAUGCAUUGAACGGUAUUCGCUUUGAUCCUGAGAAUCCACAGACCCUGAGGCUAGAGUUUGCCAAAGCCAACACCAAGAUGGCCAAGAGCAAGCUGAUGGCAACGCCGAACCCCAGCAGCGCCCACCCUGCCCUAGGAGCGCAUUUGAUCGCCCGAGACCCCUAUGACCUGAUGGGGACUGCUCUGAUCCCUGCAUCCCCAGAUGCCUGGGCCCCUUACCCUCUCUACACCACAGAGCUGACCCCGGCCAUUUCACACACUGCGUUCACCUAUCCAGCGGCCACUGCCGCCGCCGCCGCCCUCCAUGCUCAGGUGCGCUGGUACCCCUCCUCCGACGCCACUCAGCAGGGAUGGAAGUACCGUCAGUUCUGUUAGCUCCUCAGUCUUGUCAUCGGGGAGUGGCUCGGGGGCUGUGUGUUGGGGCAGAACAGAGCCCUUGCCCUUCCGCCGACCCCCGUGGCCUGUGCAGAGUCGCUGCCCCCUCCAGACACUGUGAAUCUUAAGCCUGACCCAGUGGGCUGCUCCUCUCCCCUUCGUCCUCAGCCCUGCUCCGAGGCCUUCAGGGAGGGUCGCCUGGACCUUCUUGCCGGGACAGCCAGACAGACCCAGUUCAGAGGCGUCACUGGGACCCAGUGCAGCCUGGCCUCCCGCCCAGAACUUGCUUCUUUAGCUCCCCCUCACAGAAAUGAGGCAUUUAAUUUUGCAUGUUUUCUGGCAUGAAUUUUUGACACUGGUGUCUAUGUGUGUGUACAGUUUGUUCCCACAUUGCGUCACCGUAGUGACAGGUCCCGGCACACUCAGGGCUCAUGCUGCCCGGCCCCGCUCUGCACGUCCCCCACUCCUCUACCCACCCUGCUUCAGGGAGGCCUGAGCCCUGGGACCACUCUGCCUUGAGGGCGCCCCCCCCCGCCCCCCGCCACCCAUACACACACACAGCUCCUUCCAGAGCCCGUCCUCGCCCGCCGCAGGUCUGCUGUACCCGCCUUUCACUUCAGACCUGAGCCCUCCAUCGGCUCCUUCCCAGAGGGGCCGCAGUGUAAGAAAACCCCUCUCCCCAGCACACCCUACCCUGCCGCUGCUUCUCAUUCUUCUGAACCUCGAAACCAACCAAAACGUGAAAACUAUUUUUGUAUCCUGUGUAACAAAAUAUUUAUGGAUCAUAAAGGAUUUUUCAUGUGUUUACCAUUAAUUAUUGAAGAGAUCUUGUUUGCCCUGUCAGAUAAGUUUAGUGUUUAGUUUGAGGCAUGAAGAAAAGGGUUUGCAUUCUUCAGCAUUAAGCCUUUGUGUCAGGCGUUGGUUUAAGGAGAAGGAAAUGAAGGAUAACUUGUGCAAUUCUGUUUUAUUUUGUGAGCGUGUCAGUGCCUUGCCUUUAGCCCUGGCUCUGACUGUCUUGCGUUUCAGACACGGGAGGCCGUGUGGCCGUUGUCCUGGCUGACCCUGUGAGAAUGUGAAACUGGAUCGUAUAUAAAAUGCAAAAUAAAAAACUCCAAAGA